This is a messenger RNA of Aedes aegypti (yellow fever mosquito), 1100 nucleotides long. RefSeq names its product oligodendrocyte-myelin glycoprotein. Bases 29 to 970 code for a protein of 313 amino acids. NCBI's taxonomy places the organism in Eukaryota, Metazoa, Arthropoda, Insecta, Diptera, Culicidae. The transcript is spliced from 2 exons. The record is from RefSeq and is a predicted model, not a curated record. Gene Ontology annotation, molecular function: protein binding.
GAAUCUAUUUGGUGAGCUAGGAAAUUUCAUGAUCUUCAUUCUAGUUGCAACUUUGCCACCGUACGGACACACAGUAUUCAGGAUGAUCAUUUCCAGCACUUUAUUGUGGAUAUUUGUUGUGAUCACUGCUACUGCAGCAUCUCCAAUGCAAUUCAAUUGCACAACGUCUGGUCAGAGUAUCUGUGAAAUCACCAACAUUAUCAUCACAGAGUAUACUGAUGUAUCGGAGUGGGAGUUUCCUGAUCAUCCUGAAAUUGCCUUUGGAAGCCACCCGGCGCUAGAUGACUCAACUAUCAUUACAAUGGUCUCCAAAGAAGUGUCAGAGAAGCUGACAAACACGCAAAGCAUCCAUAUGCAAAACGUUUCGUUGAUGACGUUCUUCCUAUGGGAACAUCUCAUCAGUCUGGAUGUGUCGUACAACUAUCUCUCCGAACUUAUAGUAGAUCCUACAGCGAUGUACAACUUAAAGUCCCUAAAUAUGCAGCACAAUCGUCUUAUGAGCAUCGAUUUCCUGAAAGGCCUCUACAAACUACGUGAUCUGGAUCUUAGUAAUAACUAUCUGGAGAAAAUCGACCUCUCAAUUUUGGAUCCUGCAAAAGAUUUGGCCACCCUCAAGCUCUCGAACAACCGAAUCCGAACGAUUACGACGUCCUUUGGAGAUAUGCUGCAUUUGCCACGUUUAACAGUGCUAAUGUUAAACCACAACCAACUGUCCAUCCUGGAUGCCAGCCGAUGGCAAUUCAACGUUCUUCAGGAUUUGUUCCUGUCCAACAACCGCCUAUCCUAUAUCAGCAUGUGUGAAAUACAAAACUCAUUUCCUCGGCUGCAGUCGCUUUACUUGGAUGGAAAUCAAUGGGAGUGCUCUAAUUUGAACAGUACCGUUACCCAGCUCCACGAAUUGAGUGUGAAAUUGGUAAGUCACACUUCUCACAACUGUACGGAAGCCAUCGAAAAUAUUUGUUGCUCAUAAGCAGCAACCAAGGAAAAUGUACAACUCGAAACACAGAAGCGGAUUGUUGAGUGUUGAUCCAGAACCAGUCUCGUGUAAUUUGUCAACCAUAAGGUCACUCCUAAUAAAAAAGUUAAUAUAUUGGUGCGCA